This is a messenger RNA of Prunus armeniaca (apricot), 747 nucleotides long. The record is from the annotation of a GenBank genome assembly. Lineage: Eukaryota; Viridiplantae; Streptophyta; Magnoliopsida; Rosales; Rosaceae.
AUGGACAAAGCUGUUGAAGAUGGUGUCCACAUUUUAUCUGUGUCUAUUGGGAGAUCGCAGUAUGAGGAUUUAUACACCGACUUUAUUGCUAUUGGAGCUUUCUCUGCCAUGGCCAAGGGAGUCUUUGUAUCGUGUUCAGCUGGGAGUCGCGGCCCAGAAUCGGAUAGUACAUCCAAUAAUGCACCUUGGAUAACCACCGUGGGUGCUGGAACACUAGACCGUGAUUUCCCAGCAUAUGUUAGCUUGGGAAAUGGGAAAAAAUACAGAGGAGCAUCAAUUUACAGCGGAACACCCUUAUCUAGUGGAUUGCAUCCACUUGUUUACGCUCGCAAUGCAAGUAACUCUACAAGUGAUCAAUGCGCUCCUGACAGCUUGAUUCCUGAAAAAGUUGUUGGGAAAAUUGUGGUGUGUGAUCAGGGAGGAACUAACAGGCUCGAUAAGAGUAUGGUGGUAAAAAAGGCCGGUGGCAUGGGGAUGAUUUUGGCUGACACUGAAGGUUAUGAUGAAGAACAACUUGUUGUCGACUCAUAUGUCUUGCCUGUAGUCGUGGUUGGCCAAAAAGCCGGUGAUGCAAUAAAAAGAUAUAUUGCCUCCCACGACAAUCCAAAAGCCACAUUUUCUGCCGGGAAGACAGAGUUGGGUGUCGAACCCUCACCGGUGGUGGCAGCAUUCUCUUGUCUGGGGUACUCCAGCAACAUACAAGGUCUCAGUUCCUACACAGACACCUUCAGUGAAGAUCUUGGUUGA